UCCUUGAUGCUUUGUGAGGAAACCAGUUGAACGGGUUAACUGAAGUUUUAACACUUAAGGAGCUCUUCAAGUGACGGAACAGCACCUUAAUGCUACGCUGUCUUUAGGACCACACUGUGGGCUGUUAAGGUGCCUGAUGUGGUCAGGGGUCAUCAAAGGGCAGCUGUCCUCUAUAAAAGGUCUGGCUGAAGCUCCACCUGGACACAUUUCAGCCUGAGAGUAGCUGGAGGAAGGAAGGUAGCAGAUCUGCGUGUUUCAGCUAAAAUGGAAGCCAGAGUUCUGAUGGUUUUCUGCACACUCGUCUGCUGUUUUGGCGCCGUCUCCUCAGUGUGGACCCACAGAUAUCGCUCACACCUUGAGAACGAUUUGGUACGCGGAAACCUGUCGACCGGUCAUCACGGCAGAUACCCUCUGUACAUGAUGCAGCUGUACCGAUCCUUCAGGACAGCUGAUUUUAGCUCCUCUCCAGGGUUCAGCACCAUCACAACGCAGAGUGAGGACCCAUCUGUGUACACUUCUGAUUCUGUUCUGAGUCUGAUGGCCAAAGGUUGCCACCAAGUGGGCGACAGAUGGACAGUCACCUUCGACAUGUCCUCCAUCUCCACAAGUGAACUUGUCCUGCUGGCGGAGCUUCAGAUCAGACUUCCAGCUUUCUCUGCCUCCAAGCGUGCCACGGUCGAUUUCUAUCACUCGCAGAAGCAGAGCUGUGGCCCAGGCAGCGCAUCGUGCCAGGAGGCGGCUGUUUUUCUGGGAAGUUUUAGAGCAACACCAAGCAGCACAAAGUCUUCCUGGAAGAUGUUUAACGUGACUGCUCUUCUGAAACACUGGCUUGACCGGGCAGGUGUGGUUUUAACCCAAGAGGCCUCAGGAGAACCAGAGACAGAAGAGGAAAGCGGAUCUGGGGAUGAAGGCAACAAGAGUGACGAGUUAUCUUUGCACUUGGUAACAAGGCAAAGAAAAGUCAAGCAUCCAACCACAAACCAGGUCAUGAUGGUCAUCUUCUCCAAACAGGACCAACUCCUAGAAGGCCGCGCCGCAUACAGUCUAAUUUACACUGUAAAAAACUCCAAGUACGUGACAAAAAACACAGCCAGAGGUGAUAACCAAAGCCGUCGCCGCAAGAGGAACAGGAUAGAGGGGAUCAGAGUUGUUGAUGGAGCGGCACCUACUGUGGCACCAGCUUCAGCAGACAGGUCCCAAAGGCCUCUGUGUCGGAGGGUGGACAUGUGGGUGGACUUUGACCACAUUGGCUGGGAUGAAUGGAUUGUGCACCCCAAGCGCUUCAACGCCUAUCGCUGUGAGGGAGAGUGUCCCACACCUCUGGAUGUGUCCUUUAACCCCACCAACCAUGCGUACAUGCAGAGCCUGUUUCAGCUCCACCACCCAGAGAGAGGAUCCUGUCCUUCCUGUGUGCCGACGCGCCUCAGCCCGCUCUCCAUGUUGUACCACGAAAACGAUGAUCUGAUGCUGCGGCAUCACGAGGAGAUGAUUGUGGAAGAGUGUGGCUGCCAUUAAAACACAUCUGAGUUAUUAAACAAAACAUGUAAUCUGUCUUCCAAAAAACAAUAGUAAAUAAACUAAAAAUUCCCUGACUGAAUGAAUUCAAACACUUAUCUAGUGUGAUAGCAUUUUUAACAUUGCCAUUAUGUGAAUGUUAGAUAUUUAGGUUGUUUAUGUGUUAUAGUGUAUAUUUUGUAUAUAUCAAAAAAUGUAAUAAAUCUUAUUUUCAAAUAACUGAUGUGCGUUUUUUAAUAUAAUAGCUCAUGAGCAGCUUUGAAUGCGGGAAACAACUGAUUUUAGCAAGAUUUUCAAAAUAAAAUCAGAACUUUAGAUAGCCGCCUUUUCGCAUCAUGAUGUUUGGAAUAAUAAAAUCCUGCCCUCGUUGGUUCAUGUCAGACCAUCUAACAGUCUGGUGUUAGAUGUUGUCACCCCUCCAAUCCACAUCUCGGGCUAACUGUAACACACACACACUCCAUCACUGUGUCAUUAGCUACCCUCUUUGCCUUCUUUUGUUGAUUGAGAUCAACAGGGUUAAAACAACAAAACAUCACUGGGUCAAUGGAGUAGAAAAAGGCAGCAGUCCUGGUUUAGUGUCAGGAAGCAGAAGUGACACAAACAAACAAGAGUGAUGGGGGAUGCAGAGACUCAGAACCGGGAGGGUGAAGCUUCUGUGGAGGAAGAAUAAAACGAACUGAAACUGUAAUACACAAAACCAGAUAGAAAUCUCACUUUGGAGACUUUUUUUCUCCUAAAAAUGAAACCAGUCUGUAAAAAUGAGACAUUCA
Messenger RNA from Nothobranchius furzeri (turquoise killifish), 2285 nucleotides. It is a transcript of the gene spaw, whose product is annotated as southpaw. The record is from RefSeq and is a predicted model, not a curated record. Gene Ontology annotation, molecular function: cytokine activity; growth factor activity. NCBI's taxonomy places the organism in Eukaryota, Metazoa, Chordata, Actinopteri, Cyprinodontiformes, Nothobranchiidae. Gene Ontology annotation, cellular component: extracellular region.